AUGAAGACCUCCACUUUCUUUGCCCUUCUCUCCACCGCCGUUGGUGUCCUGGCUGCCCCUGCUGAGGAAGCCGUCCACGGUCCUCGCCGCGCCCCUGUCAGCGGUCCGUUUGCCAAGGACCGCAAAUCUAGAUUCGGCGCCCAGAACGUCCAGAGCCCAUGGGGAGGUUCUGUCCAAGAGGGCCGUGGCUGGCGCACAGUUACCGGCACCACUGUCAUUCCCAGCGUGACCAACCAGAGCCCCAGUGCCGGCGCUGCUGCGUGGGUUGGUAUUGACGGCUACUCCUGCCCCAACGCCAUCCUCCAGACAGGUGUUGUCGCCUGGGGUAACGGCGAUGUCGAGGCCUGGUACGAAUGGUACCCCUACGACCCCGUCUACUACGGCUCCCGAUUCCCCGUCAAGGCCGGCGACAACAUCCGCAUGAGCGUCAAUGCCACCUCGUACAACUCGGGUACUUCGACUCUUGAGAACUUGACUACUGGUGUGUCCGUCACCACGCCCUACAACAACAUGGGCUACUCGCUCUGCCUCAACGACGCCGAAUGGAUCAUUGAGUUUGGCGGCGGUGCUACUGCUUUUGCUGACUUUGGCACCUGGGAUAUCCGCAACACUGGUGCUAGCGGAGACAACGGCCAAGCCAGUGCUAAUGGCGGCCGCAUCACCAACGUCGUCAUCAACAACCACCAGUACACCCAGUGCGGCGCCAACUCUAACGGCAUGCGCUGUGUCUGGCAGUAAAUUCUCCAAAAGGGGGGGUUUGGAAGCUGCACGUACAUACAAAAUAAAGACGACUACCUCAUCUGAAUGAGUGCGAAUCCUGGAGAUUGCUGAGACCUUGACAACGCGAACCAUGACCCAUUGCAAAUAACCACAUAAAUAUAUAAAUACAUACCUAUUCCUAACCACUACAUUUUCAACAAACCCUAUUAUUGAACCUAUUUCGACAAUUAAAAAACGC
Messenger RNA from [Torrubiella] hemipterigena, 958 nucleotides. Lineage: Eukaryota; Fungi; Ascomycota; Sordariomycetes; Hypocreales; Clavicipitaceae. The record is from the annotation of a GenBank genome assembly.